Monopterus albus (swamp eel) is the source of this 3819-nucleotide messenger RNA. RefSeq names its product gamma-aminobutyric acid receptor subunit beta-3-like. NCBI's taxonomy places the organism in Eukaryota, Metazoa, Chordata, Actinopteri, Synbranchiformes, Synbranchidae. Gene Ontology annotation, molecular function: extracellular ligand-gated monoatomic ion channel activity; GABA-A receptor activity. The transcript has 10 exons. The record is from RefSeq and is a predicted model, not a curated record. Gene Ontology annotation, biological process: monoatomic ion transmembrane transport. The coding region runs from base 520 to 2043 and encodes 507 amino acids. Gene Ontology annotation, cellular component: membrane.
UUUAAGAACGGUCCAAAUAAAUUAGUUUGGGGAUACAUAGAAGAGGCUAUGAAUGCGGUUAAUAUAUUAACCGCAUUCAUAUCUUUAAAAAAUGAGAAAAAUCCUAAUCCUGAACAUAGAAGGCAGAACUGCAGCUACUGGUGGGUAUUUUUACAGUGUUAGUGUUGGGCUUCGUCUCUCAUUUCAACAAGCUGAGUGCCUUCACCGCCACCAUCAGCAGCAUCCCCGCACACCCUCUUCAUCAAUAUGCGCUUCAGCUCCUGAAUGUAAAAGCCUCUUGCAGUCGGAGACGGCAAAGAAGAGCGGAGCCACUCUUGGUGCCAGGGAAGCGAUGCCAUCCUGUAUUUCAUGUCCCACUUCACCCACAAACACUGCUGGCCUUUUCCACACCGUCACUUCACUUUCUCCUUUUGAGAAAUCAUUGGAUUUCCUCUGAUUUGAAGACCGUCUGUAACCGUGUGUUGACCGGGAUCUCUUUGCUGCUCUUAGCUAAUCAACGUUAAACAGCAGGAAAGGGUGAUGUUUGCUUUGCUUAGGGUUCGCAAAUUUCGCAUCUUGUCCGCACUGGUUGUCGGUUCCAUUGUGUGUUGCGCGAGAAGCGUCAAUGAACCGGGCAACAUGUCUUUUGUGAAGCAGACGGUGGAUAAACUACUGAAGGGAUAUGAUAUCCGACUGAGGCCGGACUUUGGAGGGGACCCUGUUGAAGUUGAGAUGACCAUCGACGUGGCUAGUAUAGACAUGGUGUCAGAAGUCAACAUGGACUACACACUGACCAUGUAUUUCCAACAGUACUGGAGGGACAAGCGUCUAGCCUAUGUGGGAAUCCCCCAUAACUUGACUCUGGAUAACAGGGUCGCUGACCAGCUCUGGGUCCCCGACACCUACUUCCUGAAUGACAAGAAGUCUUUCGUUCAUGGAGUCACAGUGAAAAACCGCAUGAUCCGCCUGCACCCUGAUGGCACUGUUCUCUAUGGCCUCAGGAUAACUACAACCGCAGCUUGUAUGAUGGAUCUCAGGCGGUAUCCCCUGGAUGAACAGAACUGCACGCUGGAGAUAGAGAGCUAUGGCUACACCACAGACGACAUUAGGUUCUAUUGGAAAGGAAACGAAUCGGCUGUAACGGGGGUGACACAGAUCGAGUUGCCACAGUUCUCCAUUGUCGAUUACAAGUUGCUGUCCAAAGACGUUGUUUUUUCCACAGGUUCCUAUCCUCGACUGUCUCUGAGCUUCAAGCUGAAGAGGAACAUCGGCUACUUCAUCCUGCAGACAUACAUGCCAUCCAUCCUGAUUACCAUCCUCUCCUGGGUCUCCUUCUGGAUAAACUAUGAUGCUUCAGCAGCCAGAGUGGCCCUAGGGAUCACUACGGUGCUGACCAUGACCACUAUCAACACCCACUUGAGGGAGACUCUACCCAAGAUCCCCUAUGUGAAGGCUAUUGACAUGUACCUGAUGGGCUGCUUCGUCAUGGUCUUCCUGGCCCUGCUGGAGUACGCUUUUGUCAACUACAUCUUCUUCGGGCGGGGCCCUCAGAUGCAAAAGAAGUUAGCAGAGAAGGCAGAGAAGGCCAACAACGAGAGGGCAGCCAAGUACGAUGCUGCAAGGGAGGCAGGUAGUAGGACCACAUCCCUAAAACGGUCCAAUCAGGUUAAAGGUCUUCGCCACUCACGCUCGGCGGAGCCACACAGCCACGGGAACAUCUUGCUAACCACCCUGGAGAUCCAUAACGAAGUGGCAGGAGGUGAGAUCACCACCAGUUUGGCAGACAUUAGGAGCUCUCAGUCCAUGGUGCAGUUAGACAGCACGGCCUCGGCACACAUCCAGUACCGCAAGCAGAGUGGUGGGAUCAGCCCACGCUCUGCCAGCCGCCACUCUCUGGACCGGUCUGCCCAGAUGAAACGCAGCCGCCUGCGGAGGCGGUCCUCACAGCUCAAAAUCAAGAUCCCUGACCUGACGGAUGUGAACGCCAUCGACCGCUGGUCACGGAUCAUCUUCCCCUCUGUUUUCUCACUGUUCAACCUCGUCUACUGGCUCUACUAUGUCUGAUUGGGCCAUUUUGUUGAGGCGUUUGUUGUUUUAUUUUUUCAUUUCUUUUUCUUCCUCUUUUCUGUUGCUUUUAUACAUAAUGUAAUAUGUUGAAUUAAAGACUGCAACAGUACAAUACAAGACAAAAAAGAUUGAGAGACUACUGAAUUUUGGACCAAGUUCUUGUUAGAAUUGUUUUUAUAUUUGAAGUCUUUGAAACUUUAGUAUCGAGGUCUUUUUAUUUUCUAAAGUAUGUACUGUAAUUGGGACUUGUGACAACCUUCCCAACAUUUGCCCUCUCAAUAACGUAAAUAGAGAGAUACAAAGCCAGCAGUUCAAUAAGUAAUACAGUAUUUGCAAAAAAACAAAACACAGGGAAGCAGUUAGCACAAAGAUUUUUCUAAUCAAGCAAUUAAGGAAACUUUCUACUGCACAGGUCCAGCAAAUUCAUUAAACAAACUCAUGUAGGUUUGACAGGCACCCUAUGCACUAAUAACGCAUGUAUUGAUCAACCAUUGUGGGAAAAUGAUUCAAUUUUUGACUUCGCACAACUUUACAGAAGAAAAGACUCUGUUGACUUGUAUUGAUUUAUAGCUCUGGUAAUAUUCAGUGUACUUGCUAUUGAUCAUGACGUGCAUUGAUGUGGCUACUGUUUAUCCAAACACUGUAAUUGAAAGUUGAGGAUUUUGUCAUCUGUGCAGGAUGGUGGUGACUCAGGUUCAGAAUUUUUCCUGUUCGGCAUCUUUUUCUUGACAAAGAAAAGUGCCGCUGAAAUAUCCUUCUUGGUCAAAAGCACAAAUAUGAAUAAACUGCUUUUUUCCCCACUUCAACCUUCUAGCAACUGCACUUCAAGUGAUUGAAUGACAGAAUUGCACUCAAAUUUAUCAAACUUCCUUGAAAAACUUUCAUUUAAAACAGCAGCCAAGGGCCCUUUUGGGGCGACACGGUUACUCAACCCAUGAAAUAUUCUGAUAUUUUUGUACGGUGUCUCUUUCAGGUAUUGAUCCGGUUUCCUAAAUUGUCUCCUUUUCUUUUUGCUCAACAAUAGCUUUGUUGUGAUACGGUGGAGGACUCAAACCCAUUUUUUGUACAUAAGUACAUAGAGGUGUAUAUACGUAAAUGUACAUAUAUAUAUGUAUGUAUACAGUGUGUACAACCCAAAAUGAAAAUGAUCAAAUAUUGAGCAUUUCGUGAUUGUCAUACUGCUUAUAAACAGUCAGAUUAUUUAGUGCAACAUAAAGAAUGAACCGACCGGUCCGUUUCAAGCAUCAGUUUAGUUUUUGAACAUUUGUGGGGGACCCUGAAUAUGUUUCUUUUCAAACAUCCAACCGUGUUGAAUUCUGCUCUAGACACUGUGUGCAUGUCCAGCUCUGCAUUUUGCUAUUGUACGCCUGCCCAUACGGAACCAAGUGAUACAAAUUUCAUUCAGUUCAUUGAUUCUGCAGACUGUGAGAAGCAGUCUGUCGACUGAUGAGCACACACUAGUGUUGAAUGUAUCAGAUCCAUUCUUCAGGGAGAGGAAAAUGAGCCAUGGUCAUCGUUUUCCAACAGAAUGUAACACACCCAUUUUUAUGUUCUGACAGGUGACGGAGAAAGAGAGGGAAGGGGUGGUGUUUCACAAGUAUGGAUGGGAAAUAGAUACUGUAAGGGUGGAUAGACUUUUUCGUGCUUCUUGCUCAACUAUGGACAAAUGUCAAUGUAUAGUAUUUUUGUGGAUGAAAAUAGCUCAUCUGUCUUUUGAUAAACCAUGUGCCUCUGUGUGUGCAUGAGCAAGAAUAAAAGUAGAAAAAGAUGGUA